UCCCCGCGCCGCUCCCUCACGGUGAAGCCGCCGUUCCCAAGAUGGCGGCGCUGUCCCGGCUGGGCCCGGCUCUAUCCCGCCUGGGCCCGGUUCUGUCCCGCGCUGUCCCGCUUCCCUCCCGGCGCCCCGGGGCCAUGCCGGGGUGGCCGCGGAGCCCCGGCGGUGCCCCGGUAGCCCCGGGAACGGUCCCGGUGCGGGCCAUGGCCGGACACAACCGCUGGUCCAAAGUGCGGCACGUGAAGGCCCCGCGGGACGCGGAGCGGAGCCGCGAACGGCAGCGCCUGACGCGGAUGCUGCGCGCGGCCGCUGCAGAGGGCGGGGCGGAGGCGUCGCUGAACCCGGCGCUGGCGGCGCUGCUGGAGCGCUGCCGCAGCCAGAACGUCCCCAAGGCCACCAUCGAGGGCGCCCUGCGGUCAGCCAGGGAGCGUCCGGCCGGGGGGUCGCGGCUGCUGCUGACCGCUCGGGGCCCGGGGGGGGCGCUGCUGCUGCUGGACGUCCGCACGGACAACGUCCGGCGCACUCGGGACGAGCUCCGGACACUGCUCGGACGUCACGGGGCCGCGCUGACCGCUGAUGUCCGGCACGCCUUCGAGGCCGUGGGCGUGGUCCGAGUGUCCGGCCGGACGUUGCCCAUGGAGGCGGCGCUGGAGGCGGCCGUAGUGGCCGGAGCCCAGGACGUGGUGGCCGAAGGUCAGGACGAGGUCAAGUUCCUGUGUGCCCCCCCCUCUCUGGCCACUGUCCGGCAGUCCCUGGUGGCCGCGGGGCUCCGGCCGCUCUCGGCCACCGUCGAGUUCCGGCCGCGGUCAGCGCUGACCCCUCCGGCCGGGGCUCGGGCCGCGGCCGAGCGGCUGCUCGGGGCUCUGGCCGGCCGGCCGGACAUCGCCGGCCUCUACCACAACCUGCAGCAGGGGUCAGAGGUCACGCCCGGCGGUCACUCGGCUCCGGACACCACCCACAGUGGUCACUCGGCUCCGGACACCACCCACGGCGGUCACUCGGCUCCGGACACCACGUCCAGUGGUCACUUGGCUCCGGCCACAGCUCCGGCCACAGCCCCCAGUGGUCACUCGGCUCUGGAGGUCACACCCGGUGGUCACUCAGCUCCGGCCACCACCCACAGUGGUCACUCUGCUCCGGCCUCGGCUCCGGCCACAUCGUCCAGUGGUCACUCAGCUCCGGCCUCGGCUCCGGCCACCACGUCCAGUGGUCACUCGGCUCUGGACACCACCCCCAGUGGUCACUCAUCUCCGGCCACACUGUCCGGUGGUCACUCGGGUCCGGACACCACGUCCAGUGGUCACUCGGCUCCGGACACCACCUCCAGUGGUCACUCGGCUCUGGACACGCUGCCCAGUGGUCACUCGGCUCUGGCCACACCGCCCAGUGGUCAAUAAAGGACACAGAGCGGUCA
Molecule: messenger RNA, 1411 nt
Organism: Taeniopygia guttata (zebra finch)
Lineage: Eukaryota; Metazoa; Chordata; Aves; Passeriformes; Estrildidae
Source: RefSeq, a predicted model, not a curated record